Messenger RNA from Colletotrichum chrysophilum, 576 nucleotides. RefSeq lists its product as uncharacterized. The transcript has 3 exons. The record is from RefSeq and is a predicted model, not a curated record. Lineage: Eukaryota; Fungi; Ascomycota; Sordariomycetes; Glomerellales; Glomerellaceae. The coding region runs from base 1 to 576 and encodes 191 amino acids.
AUGGACAGCAACGGCUUCGUCAAGGAUGAUGGCCAAUAUGCCGACGCUAAGCAGCAGUUCAUCUUUCUCCAGAUGCCUGCCAGCAAGUAUCACAAACCACAUCUGGCGAAGGAGGAGCAGGAGGUCAUGGAUCAGCUGUACCGUGGUUGGCUGCACUACUGGAAUCAUGAAUCCCGCGAAGACUACCAUCACGGAAUGCCUGGCGCGCGGCGCUUCUACGACUUUGACGACAUGGUGAGCUACGACAUGUUUGGAAACACGGUUCGCGGGAGCUUCAAGGAGCACUACGACUCCGUCUUCCCCUACUGGAACGAUGGUCAGAUGGAAUACCAGGACAUCGAAAUCACGGCUCUGUCUGAAGAAUACGCCUAUUCUACGAUGAUCAAGCACACCUGGGGCACCGCGGGCGGCGUCCCAUUUGAUACAGCCUUCAGACGGACGGGCAUCGCGAGGAAGAACAGCGAAGGGCAAUGGAAGUGGAUUCACGAGCAUCUCAGCUUCCCGACAGACAUGGCCACCAAACAAACUGACUUUACCAGCUCACUGGAUCCCUUGAAGGCAACCAAGUUGAAUUAG